Podarcis raffonei (Aeolian wall lizard) is the source of this 1421-nucleotide messenger RNA. It is a transcript of the gene CHCHD4, whose product is annotated as coiled-coil-helix-coiled-coil-helix domain containing 4. Gene Ontology annotation, cellular component: mitochondrial intermembrane space. Lineage: Eukaryota; Metazoa; Chordata; Lepidosauria; Squamata; Lacertidae. The record is from RefSeq and is a predicted model, not a curated record. The transcript is spliced from 3 exons. Gene Ontology annotation, molecular function: protein-disulfide reductase activity. Gene Ontology annotation, biological process: protein import into mitochondrial intermembrane space. The coding region runs from base 111 to 530 and encodes 139 amino acids.
CGCUGUGCCGCCGGCUCACGGUGGCGGUGCUGGCGGGGCCGACGGGUCGCUCAUUGGGCCAUCCGGCGCCGCGGAAGGAGCAACGCGCUGCUCGCGAGCUCUCCCCAGCCAUGUCCUACUGCAGGCAAGAAGGAAAGGACAAAAUUAUAUUUGUGACCAAAGAGGACCACGAGACACCAAGCAAUGCUGAACUGGUAGCAGAUGACCCCAAUGAUCCUUAUGAAGACCAUGGUUUGAUAUUGCCUAAUGGAGAUAUCAACUGGAAUUGCCCUUGCCUUGGCGGAAUGGCGAGUGGUCCUUGCGGGGAACAAUUCAAGUCCGCCUUUUCCUGUUUCCAUUAUAGCAAGGAAGAAAUAAAGGGAUCCGAUUGUGUGGACCAGUUUCGUGCAAUGCAGGAGUGCAUGCAGAAGUACCCAGAGCUGUACCCCCAAGAAGAUGAUGACGAUGAAGACGAUGAAGAAAAGCAGGGCAAAACUCUAGAAGCUGCUGCUGCUUCUGUAACCAAAGAGGAAGAGAAGGGAUCCAGCUAAUGAAGCUCCACGGAGGCUUUGGUCUCCUUUCCAACUUCAAAGACACACUAUAACUUAUGCAAAGCAUCUUCCCUUCCCUUCCCUUCCCUUCCCUCCCCUCCCCUCCCCUCCCCUCCCUCCCUCUCUGCCCCUUCUCCUGAUCCUUCAAGGAACACCCUUCACCUCUCUUCAGUGCACUGUGUCCUGUGAAAUUACUUGCUGCAAGGAAGUAAGACACCUUGGCCUCAUGGUCUCAAUAAUGCUGCAAAGAGGUCAGUGCAUAGCAGGGGAACAACCCAUUCUCAGGCACUGCCGCUGCUUUAAUAGUUAUUUCCUUCUCCAGUCAUGUUAAGUUUGCAGGUUGACUUGAACAAGACUAGUAGAGAGGUGGAGCCAACACACAAUCUGGAGGAAAUCCGUCAGCAAGGAUGUCCGGUCAGGGUUGAUUUUCAGUGAUUGUCUCAGAUAUUCCCAAUGCUUUUUUGGGGUGGGGUGGGUGGCAUAAAACUCUUAAAAUUGAUUCAGAAACUGUUGAGAAUGAUUGAAGUUUUCAUUUGCACAGUUUAUAUGCUUUAAUAGCAUGUGAAAUUUGCAUACGCUACUGAUUUCUGGUAAUGGAAAAUUAUUGUGUGUGUAAAGGGAGGGGGAAUGAUUAUUAUUUUUUUCAAAAGUGUUGAUCAGGUCUUGAUUUCACUGAGUUGAUAGGGGAGAAUGCUAACUACUGUUUCUCAAUGUUCCUGAUCAACCCUGCCUUUGUGGGAUUCCUCUCUGUUCAAGCCUGUCACUUCUCCAGACAGGUUGCUAAAAUAGAUGCCCUGGACAAGGAAAUUGCAAUGUUACCUGGUGUAACAGCCUCUGACUAGAUAAUUGUGACUAGAGUGUACAUUAAAGGCAAAACCUUUCUAACUUGCA